AUGGAGUCGAAGAGUCCGCUGCCUGAGGUGAUGGAGCCGGCUGGAUGUUGCAGGGUCAGCGCCAGGCGAGUGUUCCACAGGCACAAGCAGCAGCUGAUGAGGAAGCUGAGACUGCCGCGGAUCCUGGCCUUCUCCCUGGGCGUGCUGGCCCUCUGCUCUUUCUCUCUCCUCUUCAGUGCCUUCGCCUGCACGCCAGCCAACCCUGGAAGCCCCCCGCUCAAACGUAGAACUCUGCUGGGUUUCGAGGAGAAACCAAGAUUUUCCAAGCUUCAGAAUCUCACCCCCAAAUCCGACUUUGCUUUGAAGUACCAAGUGCGGGCGCCCAUGACAUCUUUCAAUAAUGGAACCCAAGGUGGGGACUAUCCUCACGAUAUCAUUUCGCUGGCCCAGAGAAGGAAAGGACUUGUGAUACUACAUGUCCUAGGCAUGAUUUAUAUGUUCGUAGCCUUAGCUAUAGUAUGUGAUGAAUUUUUUGUACCCUCAUUGACAAUUAUUACUGAUAAACUGCAAAUAUCUGAUGAUGUGGCAGGGGCAACUUUCAUGGCUGCUGGUGGGUCAGCCCCAGAACUCUUCACGUCUUUAAUAGGAGUUUUCAUAUCUCACAGCAAUGUUGGGAUUGGGACGAUAGUGGGCUCUGCUGUCUUCAACAUCCUCUUUGUCAUUGGGAUGUGCGCUCUAUUCUCUAAACAAAUCUUGCGCCUCACCUGGUGGCCACUGUUCCGAGAUGUGUCCUUUUAUAUUAUUGACCUGAUUUUGCUUAUACUUUUCUUCCGGAGUAAUACCAUCGUUUGGUGGGAGAGUGUAAUUUUGUUGUCAGCCUAUGGAACCUAUGUGGUCUUCAUGAAGUUCAACGUUGUGCUGGAACGAUGGGUCAAAAAGAAAUUAACCAGGAACAAAGUGGUGGAGGCAACAGCAACAGAAUGUGAUGAAAAGCCCAAGCCACGUCUUCAGCGAGGUGGGAGCUCAGCUUCUCUGCACAACACUCUCAUGAGGAACAGCAUCUUUCAGCUAAUGAUCAACACUCUGGAUCCACUUGCUGAAGGUAAAUUCCAUCACAGAGCAUCAAUUCUUCACAAACUAGCCAAAAACAAAUGUCAAGUAGAUGAUGGUGAAAAACCCAAUGUGACUACUAAUCAUGGAGAUAAAGUAGAGCUGCCAAAUACAGCCAAUGUAGAGGUUGAAGUGACACCUCCAAAGGAUUCUCCCCCAGCAGUGCAGAAUGGAAGCCUUCCCAAUGGAGCAGAAGUUGGAGCAGGACAGGCUGAAGCGUCCAGAGAGAAUGAAGACGAAGACCAGCCACUUAGCUUGGCUUGGCCAGAUACACCUCUGAAACGAUUAAUCUAUUUAAUUGUAAUCCCUAUCGUCCUUUUACUGUGGAUCACCUUGCCUGAUGUCAGAAAAAAAAGACUACGGAAGUAUUUUAUACUCACCUUCUUUGGGUCAAUCAUGUGGAUUGGGGGCUUUUCCUAUCUAAUGGUCUGGUGGGCACAUCAGGUUGGGGAGACAAUUGGGAUCUCUGAGGAGAUUAUGGGAUUGACAAUUUUAGCUGCAGGUACUUCUAUUCCCGACCUCAUCACAAGUGUGAUUGUAGCACGGAAGGGACUUGGCGAUAUGGCAGUGUCCAGCUCAGUUGGAAGCAAUAUAUUUGAUAUUACAGUUGGCCUACCCUUGCCAUGGCUCCUGCACGCCUUUAUUAAUAACUUCACCCCAAUCAAAGUCAGCAGCAAUGGCCUGUUCUGUUCAAUUGUUCUUCUCUUCAUCAUGCUUCUUUUCGUCAUCCUGUCGAUUGGGGCCUGCAAGUGGAAAAUGAACAAAAUUCUUGGACUGACCAUGUUUGUACUCUAUGUUGCUUUUCUGGUUAUGGCCGUUCUGCUGGAGGAGAAGGUCUUGAUCUGUCCAAAGACAAGUGGAUCUUCGUGACUCUACUCCUUUCCUUCUGAGGUACUGAUGGGAAAAUUGACUCAUCCUGCCUGCUGCAGCUUUGUUUUUGUUUUGAGAUUGGCUCAGCUGGCCUUGCAGUUAAAUGGGGAAUGAGAACGUAAUGCUAAACAAUAACAACUGUAUUUUUUGCUUGAUUAAUUUUCUGUUCUCAUUUCAAGCAAAUGAAUAAAGUUGAUGUUUGCAUCUGUGGCAUUCCUGAUUGGAGAGAUUGACUCUGGGAUUUUUCUCUGGGUUAAUCUAAUGUCUAUGGGAAGACCACUGCCCAAGUUGGU
Molecule: messenger RNA, 2213 nt
Organism: Hemiscyllium ocellatum (epaulette shark)
Lineage: Eukaryota; Metazoa; Chordata; Chondrichthyes; Orectolobiformes; Hemiscylliidae
Gene: slc24a2b
Product: solute carrier family 24 member 2
Exons: 8
Coding region: 1-1920 (639 amino acids)
Biological process (GO): calcium ion transmembrane transport; intracellular calcium ion homeostasis; long-term synaptic potentiation
Cellular component (GO): membrane
Molecular function (GO): calcium, potassium:sodium antiporter activity; calcium channel activity
Source: RefSeq, a predicted model, not a curated record